UGGUCGCAGCGUUCGAACAAUCUGAAGCAAUCGAAGAAUUUCGAAAUGGGUUUAUCGACCCUUCCUGCUCCAUCGGAAGGAAUGCUGUGUAUCAUAUUGGUAAACACAGCAUCAUCAAUAUCCACCUUCAAAGGCAUUGUCCGAUCAAUUCUCCACAUUGUGGGCAUCCUUCUCACAUCAUCCUCUACGCCUUCAGCCACAUCCCAUGAGAAUCCACCCGAAUCGUUUGACCUCCGGUCCUGCCAUUCAGACAGUCCCCUGAAGCAGUUCAGGAACCGUACACCGGCCCUGAGAUUCAGCAGCCUCUGCAGCUGCAUGAAACAGCCUGACCACGACUGCUCGGUUUGCCUGACGAGAUUUGAGCCGGAGUCGGAGAUCAACAAGCUAAGCUGUGGCCACUUGUUUCACAAAAUAUGCUUGGAGAAAUGGAUCGAUUACUGGAACAUCACUUGCCCACUUUGUAGGGCUUGUCUAAUUCCAGAAGAAGAGAUCUUUCCAUGCAUCUGGUGAGAGCCCUUUGCCAGAGUUCUAAUCGAUGGUUUUGUACAGAUACUUAUGUGUAGCAGCGAUGAUCAGUUAAGAGGCAGGUUUUCAGACAGAUUAGAUCCCCAUGGGAUCGAUCUCGCGAUAUAUCUGAUGUACAUACAUAUCAUUUGAACUACUUCUAUGUAAGAAGAUCUUUGGGUUUCAGCGUUGUGCC
Molecule: messenger RNA, 700 nt
Organism: Tarenaya hassleriana
Lineage: Eukaryota; Viridiplantae; Streptophyta; Magnoliopsida; Brassicales; Cleomaceae
Product: probable E3 ubiquitin-protein ligase XERICO
Exons: 1
Coding region: 46-510 (154 amino acids)
Source: RefSeq, a predicted model, not a curated record